AUGCCGUCGGGCAUGGGAGCUACCAGCGGCGAGGGUGGUGCGGAGGAGACCUCGCCGGAUAUGCUGAAGAACACGCCCUCGAAUAUACGGAGGUUGGUCAACGAGAUUGAGCAAUGUGAGGGUCGGCAGAAGUAUCUUGCCCACACACGGAGCCCCUCGGACGGAGGUGAUGUUCGCUGGUACUUUUGCAAGGUUCCUCUGGGAGUAAAUGAGGUAGCUGCAUCAGUACCUCGAACUGAAAUCGUGGGGAAAGGUGAUUAUUUUCGAUUUGGUAUGAGAGACUCUUUAGCAAUAGAGGCUUCUUUCUUGCAGAGAGAGGAUGAGCUACUAUCUAGCUGGUGGAAAGAGUACGCAGAAUGUAGUGAAGGCCCAAAGGGGCAGCUUAUCAUCAAAUCCAUUUCAAACCAACAGUUGUCUUCAGAGAGUCCUCAGGUAUUCACUGAUGAAGAAGAGAGAGUCGGUGUCCCUGUAAAAGGAGGGCUGUAUGAGGUAGUAGACUUGGUGAAGAGGCACUGUUUUCCUGUUUACUGGACUGGAGAGAACAGGCGGGUGUUACGAGGGCACUGGUUUGCUCGAAAAGGUGGCCUUGAUUGGCUUCCUCUGCGUGAAGACGUUUCUGAGCAAUUGGAAUAUGCAUACCGAAGUCAGGUUUGGCAUAGAAGAACCUUUCAAGUGUCAGGUCUCUUUGCCGCUCGUGUGGAUUUACAAGGCUCAACAGCGGGACUGCAUGCUCUUUUCACAGGGGAAGAUGAUACAUGGGAAGCCUGGCUAAGCGUUGAUGCUUCUGGGAUAUCUAGUGUUGUAAGCAUUGGGAGAAAUGGCAUUAAGUUGAGACGUGGAUAUGCUCCAUCUCAAUCAAAGAAGUUAACACAGGAUGAAUUACGUCAAAGGCAGGAGGAGGAAAUGGAUGAUUACUGUUCACAGGUUCCUGUUCGGCACUUAGUAUUCAUGGUUCAUGGUAUUGGUCAAAGGUUGGAGAAGUCCAAUUUGGUGGAUGAUGUUGGAAAUUUUCGCCAGUUAACAGCAAAUCUUGCCGAACGACACCUCACUUCGCAUCAACGAGGCACUCAGAGGGUUCUUUACAUUCCAUGCCAGUGGAGAAAGGGCUUGAGACUUAGCGGUGAAGCUGCAGUUGAAAAAAUCACUUUAGACGGUGUCAGAGGGUUGCGUACCAUGUUGAGUGCAACCGUUCAUGAUGUCUUAUAUUACAUGAGCCCUAUCUAUUGUCAGGAUAUCAUUGAUUCAGUAUCUAUCCAACUUAACAGAUUAUAUCUGAAGUUUCUUAAGAGAAACCCUGGUUAUGAUGGAAAGGUUUCCAUCUAUGGUCACUCCUUGGGAAGUGUUCUAUCAUAUGACAUCCUUUGUCAUCAAGAAACGCUUUAUUCACCUUUUCCAAUGGAAUGGUUAUACAACGAACCCAAUAGAAGUGAGGUGUCUUGUCCUGCAAACAUUAACUUAUCAUCGGAUGGUAAUCUUAUUUCGACUCCUGGGGACCACAGUUUGGUGAACAAUGAAGUGGAUAGCAUAGUUAGCCAUGCAGACAACCCGGAGUUACAUGAGGAAAGAGUUGAUGGACCUUAUAACCAAUUGGGUCCACCCACAGUAUCCGAGUCAGAGGAAUCAACUACCAUUGAUACUGGCUACCAGCAGAUAAUUGAUGCCUCAUCAGAUGAAAAGUGCAUAACCUUUGAUAAUAUAGAUCAGAUAAACAAUGUGAUGAAUGAUGGCAAUAGCAUUAGGAAUGAGGUUGUAGCAUGUGAUGACACUAAAGAUUGUGAGGAUGUCUUUGAUAGCGACAAGGAUGAGAUUAUCAAGUCAUUGAGGGAAGAGAUUGAUAUAUUAAAAGCUAAAAUCAAAGAGUUUGAAGCUGAAUGUGCUGACGAAGUAAAUGCCAUGAAGAGCGCAACGGCAGUGAACCAAUACGAACCUAAUAGCAUUCGACCUGGCAGUAGAGAUAGAUUGAUGACUUAUACUCCACUAAUAAGAUACACAAAGUUAGAAUUCAAGGUUGACACAUUCUUUGCUGUGGGGUCACCCUUGGGAGUCUUUCUAUCCCUCCGCAAUAUUCGCAUAGGCAUUGGUAAGGGGAAAGAUUAUUGGGAAGAAGAAAAUAUAAAUGAAGAGAUGCCAGCAUGUCGUAAGAUGUUCAACAUCUUUCACCCUUUUGAUCCUGUGGCAUAUAGGAUCGAACCCCUUAUCUGUAAAGAAUUUAUACACAAGCGUCCCGUCAUUGUUCCUUACCACAGAGGUGGAAAGCGGCUUUAUGUUGGGUUUCAGGAAUUUAAAGAAGGGGUAGCUGCACGUUCUCAGGCUUUCAAAGAUAAUUUGAGUACUGUGAGAGUUAAGGUGCUGACAAUCUGUGAAUCGAGAUGCACUGAUGACCCGGCCGAGGAACCUGAAGAUGUCCAUGAAAAAGAAGAGAGAUCAUACGGUUCUGUCAUGAUGGAGAGACUCACAGGGAGUGUAGAUGGGCGAAUUGAUCAUGUAUUACAAGACAAGAGCACUGUAAAAGUUCAUGAGUCUUCGGUGCAUGGUCAUGGCCUAUCGGGGGUCCGACCCCCCCAAAUGGGGAAGGCUGGCGUGCGAUUGAUUAUUCCUCUUCAGACAGAGGAAGGAGAAACGAUGUGGGUUGCAGGAGGAGCAGUAGUUGGGCUGAUGAAUGUUGCAGGCCACGCCACUCCGACCAAGGAAUUGCGUUGGCUCUCGGCUGUUUUUGCUGGGAUUUUGAUGUGUAAAGUUGUUUAUGACCUAACAGGAGUAAUUAGCUCUUUGCUCUUCAAGGGAUAUAACAAGCUUAACGAUAAAGCAAAGCUCGAAUGGAACAACAGGGGAUUCUCCACUUUCCAUGCCAUUGUUGUGGCUGCUGGCUCUUUGUAUCUCUUGCUUGUUUCGGAUCUUUUUGCUGAGGCUCAAGAUGGGUUGAUAGUCCACAGAUCCUCACCUUUAUCAGACACUGUAUUAGGGGUCUCAAUUGGUUACUUUCUGUCAGACCUGUCAAUGAUUUUUUAUCACUACCCGACUUUAGGUGGGAUGGAGUAUGUCGUACAUCAUGGACUCUCCAUGUAUUGUAUCAUAUUGUCGCUCUUGAGUGGUGAAGCACAAAUGUAUAUACUUAUGGUUCUCUUUACUGAAGUCACAACACCGUUUGUUAAUCAAAGAUGGUAUCUUGAUACUGCUGGCAUGAAGAACUCCAAAUUGUAUAUCUACAAUGGUGUGGCAUUGUUCUUUGGGUGGUUGGUGGCGAGGAUCAUUUUGUUUAUGUUCUUCUUCUACCACAUAUUUAUCCAUUAUGAUCAGGUCAAACAAAUCUUCCCGUUAGGUUUUUACAGCUUGCUUACGGUACCUCCGGUUAUAUCACUUAUGAACGUGUUUUGGUUCUGGAAAAUCACGAGAGGCAUGGCCGACGAGCAUAUUUCCGCAGAUCAAUGUAAAAUCUGUAUGUUUGUCGUGACUGUACAGGGAAAUGGGUUGAUUGAUGCAAACAUUUUGCUGGGAUUGACUGAGAUUGUGAAUCUUAAUGGGAGCUUUGGCAUUGCUUUGUUCAUUUUGUAA
Messenger RNA from Striga hermonthica, 3552 nucleotides. NCBI's taxonomy places the organism in Eukaryota, Viridiplantae, Streptophyta, Magnoliopsida, Lamiales, Orobanchaceae. The record is from the annotation of a GenBank genome assembly.